AUAUCAAUUGUUUAGUUAAUAUGUGGUAACUAGUAAUGAUGGUGAGCAUGGUCACCUCUCGUGGUGGUUUGUUGUUGUUUUCCAUCAUCAUAUUAUUAUUAGUCCUUACAGACCAAGCAUUAGGAGGAACAGCCGCAAGGAGGUGUUCUCAAGACGAACCACCGAUUAGAUUCCCUUUCCGAUUCGUAGACGAAGAAACAGACAGUCAUGCCUAUCCAGUCGGUUUCGAUAUAUCAUGCUCAUAUGCCACUUUUCUGAAUCUUCCAAGUCUUGAUGCCCAAUUAGAAGUAACAAACAUAGACUAUGUUUCACAGGAAAUCCAAAUAGAAUAUGAUCCAUUAAAUCAUUGCCUUUUGACACUACUGCUGCUUUCGGAAAAUAAGAUUAGUAGUAGUCGACCAUUUAAAUUUCCAUUCCAAUUCAAAUAUGAUCGUCGAAAGAAUUACACAAGCUACGCUGUCUUCAAUUGCUCUUCAAUUUUAAAUUCGCUUUGCACCCUUGGAUUGUUACCUUCUAAUGAUGAGAUUUUUGGGGAUCAGACCAUGGGCUGUACCAAGAUGUACGACACUCAAUCUAUUCCAGACAACAUAUGGACGUCAUAUAGUUAUUCAACUGUUUCUACAUUGACAUGGGCCAAACCGGAUUGUAGAUCUUGUGAAGCCAAUCGCAUGGGAUGCAGAUUUAAACUACAUAGCCAUGACCAAGUUGAGUGUUUCCACAUACCUAUACACAAAAAAGGUGCAGAAAUUGUUUUGCAAGUGAUCAGAAGUACUAUAUUUGUGGUGUUAGCCUCAUCAGUCUUAAGUUUAAUGGCGGCAGCUGCAUCAUUUUAUCUUUACACAAUAUACGAAAAAGAUAAAGAAUAUCGGAUCAGAAUUGGAAAGUUUUUAGAGGAUUAUAUUGCUCAAAAACCAUCAAGAUAUACUUAUUCUGACAUUAAGAAGAUUACAAAUCGUUUCAAGGAAAAGUUGGGCGAAGGAGCCUAUGGAACAGUGUUCAAAGGAAAGCUUUCCAAUGAGAUUUUGGUAGCUGUGAAGAUCCUAAACAAUUCAUCAAAGGCAAAUAAUGGAGAAGAGUUCUUGAAUGAAGUGGCUACAAUUGGUCAAAUUCACCAUGUGAACGUGGUUCGCUUGGUUGGAUAUUGUGCCGAAGGAUUUAGAAGAGCUCUCAUCUAUGAAUUCUUACCAAAUGGUUCGCUUCAUAACUAUAUAUCCUUAGAAGCCAGUCGAAGUGGAGACCGUUCACCACUUGGUUGGGAAAAAUUACAAGAAAUUGUCAUAAGCGUUGCCAAGGGAAUUGAGUAUCUCCAUCAAGGUUGCGAUCAACGAAUCCUUCAUUUUGAUAUCAAACCACACAAUGUAUUGUUGGACCACAACUUCAAACCAAAAAUUUCUGAUUUUGGGUUAGCUAAGUUGUGUUCUAAGGAUCAAAGUUUGGUAUCAAUGACUACAGUUAGAGGAACUGCAGGGUAUAUGGCACCAGAAGUAUUCUCUAAAAACUUUGGAAAUGUGUCCUAUAAGGCAGAUGUUUACAGUUUCGGAAUGUUGUUGUUGGAAAUUGUAGGAAGGCGGAAGAAUACAACUGAAACAGAUGAAAUUUAUUAUCCAGAGUGGAUAUAUAAUCUCUUAGAAGGAGGAGAAGAUCUUCGAAUACAAAUUGAAAAUGAGGAAGACAACAAAAUUGCUAAGAAACUUGCAAUUGUGGGACUGUGGUGCAUCCAGUGGCACUCAAUGGGACGUCCAACGAUGAAAGUUGUUGUCCAAAUGUUAGAAGGUGAAGAAGCUCUCCACAUGCCGCCAAAUCCAUUUGUGUCAACAGGCCAAUCAAAUACACAUACAACGAUACCAUCAAGAAUAAUGACGCCUGAGUUAGAAACAAUUGUUGAAUGAAUGCAAUGGCUCUGUGUUAUGUAGUUUAUUUUUCACUUUAUGUUUUCCCUUUAGAGUAUGAUUUUUGUUCAUGUCGUAUAAAAGUAAUGUAAGGAACAACAAUAAAGUAGUAUGUUUAACAUCU
Humulus lupulus (European hop) is the source of this 2013-nucleotide messenger RNA. Its product is annotated as rust resistance kinase Lr10-like. Gene Ontology annotation, biological process: protein phosphorylation. Bases 36 to 1889 code for a protein of 617 amino acids. The record is from RefSeq and is a predicted model, not a curated record. Lineage: Eukaryota; Viridiplantae; Streptophyta; Magnoliopsida; Rosales; Cannabaceae. The transcript has 3 exons. Gene Ontology annotation, molecular function: ATP binding; polysaccharide binding; protein kinase activity.